GUAAAUGAUAUAAUGAAUGCUAAAAGAAUCCAUUUCUGCGGUAUCAGAAUAUAAACUUCUCUCCGUGAGGUUGUUGAUUGAAGCUCCAUCUGUAUCACCAGGUUUAAUCGUCUCCUUUCUCGGCACCUUUGGGAUACGCACUCUUAGUGUAGCUCCGUCAAAUAUCUUUGUUAUGCUGUUAACGUCUCCAUCUUCUGGCACAUUGAAGCUCUUUUCAAAAUGCUCUUGUUUCUCAUCAUCUACCUUUGUCCUUCCGCUUACUACUACGAUCCCAGAUUCAUUGACAUUCAGCUUAAUAUCCUCUUCCUCAAAACCUUCAAACAAAACAUACUUGUAAAAUUUGACCAUGCAUCUCAUGCAAGAUAACUAUCUUAAUAUUGUACUAUUACGUAUUAUGAGUUAUUGUUAACAUGUGCCCAUCAUUAGAAGAUCCCUAAAUCAAUGUGUGAUAUGCACUAAUCAAUUGUGUUUUACUAUUCUUCUUUAAAAACGAGGCCAUAUGUAUAGUACGCCAAAUGUCUACAAUUUGCUAAAAUUGGAGCAAAAAGUGUACAUAUUUUUACCACCCCCUAUAAUUUUUCUGUUUUUUUAAUUUGCCAAUUUUUGUCACAUGUACAUAUUUUUACCACCCUCUAUUAUAUUUUCUGUUUUUUUAUUCGCCAAUUUUUGUCACAUUCACCUUUCUUUACUCUCUGCUUCCCAUUUCCUUUUUUUUCUUUCUUGUUUUAGAAUUUCUUUCCUUUAUACCACUAUUUUGCAACUAACAAAAUUGGACUUUCAAUCUUGGGUAAUUCAGAAUAGAUUAAAAACACUCUAAAAAAAUUUAAAAUAUUAUUAUAAAAAAAAAAAAAAAAAAUUAAAAAAAAAAGGAAUUUGUUAGGAGAUAAAAGAAAGUUAAAAAAACAGAAAAAAGAAUGACAAAAGUUACAAUAAUGUGUAUGUUCUUGUUCAUAUUUGUUUCAAUCAUCCUUCCCCUACAUGUACAGGCUAACAUUGGUGAUUUCGACGACCAUUGGAAAAAUCGAGAGCAGCAAGCAAAGAUGAAUGCAGCUAAGGCUUAUGAUCCCAAUCCACAAGAAGCUUGUCACACGCUUAAUAAACAAGUUCACGAGAACUACCAUGAGACGAGCAACAACAAUACAAGGAGGGGCUUAGGGAAGUAUGAUGGUCAUUGCCUAGCCGCGAACCCUAUAGACCGGUGUUGGAGAUGUGACAAGCACUGGUCCAUGAACCGUCAAAAGUUAGCUGAUUGUGCUAGAGGGUUCGGUCACAAGACCACCGGGGGUAAAAAGGGAAGAAUCUAUGUUGUGACCGAUGACUCAGAUGGUGACCUACUAAACCCUAAGCCAGGAACCCUCCGCCAUGCAGUCAUCCAAGAUGGACCACUUUGGAUCACUUUCAAGCAUGGCAUGGUGAUUAGGCUAAGUGAAGAGCUCCUCGUUUCGAGCAACAAGACGUUAGAUGGCCGUGGAGGGCACGUACACAUAGCCGGCGGGGCUGGGAUAAUGUUACAAUAUGUGGAUAAUGUGAUCAUACAUAGUGUACAUAUACAUGAUAUUAAGAAGGGAAAUGGAGGGCUUAUUAGAGAUUCUAUGAGCCAUUUUGGGUUUAGGACUGCUAGUGAUGGUGAUGGUAUAUCUAUUUUUGGAUCGACUAAUAUUUGGAUUGAUCAUGUUUCUAUGUCAAAUUGUAUGGAUGGCUUGAUUGAUGCUAUUGAGGCUUCUACUGCUAUCACCAUCUCCAAUUGUCACUUCACCGAUCACAAUGAUGUGAUGUUGUUUGGAGCAAGAGAUGGUAAUACAUUGGAUGAAUUAAUGCAAGUAACAAUAGCAUUCAACCAUUUUGGGAAGCGUUUGAUACAAAGAAUGCCAAGAUGUAGAUAUGGGUUCUUCCAUGUUGUUAACAAUGACUACACUCAUUGGGAAAUGUAUGCCAUCGGAGGAAGCCAACACCCUACUAUCAUUAGCCAAGGAAAUCGCUUCAUAGCACCUCCUAAUCUCUUUGCUAAAGAGGUGACUAAGAGGGAAUAUGCACCAUAUAGUGAGUGGAAGAAUUGGCUAUGGACGUCGGAUGAAGAUAUAAUGUUGAAUGGAGCUUUCUUCAAUCAAUCUGGAGAUAAAACAAAGAAAUUUGCCUACACUAGGCAAGACGUGAUCAAAGCAAAACCCGGAAGUUAUGUCAAGCGUCUUACACGCUUUGCUGGUGCUCUUAAUUGUAAGGAAGGAGAAGCAUGCUAA
Messenger RNA from Chenopodium quinoa (quinoa), 2237 nucleotides. RefSeq names its product pectate lyase-like. The record is from RefSeq and is a predicted model, not a curated record. The transcript has 4 exons. NCBI's taxonomy places the organism in Eukaryota, Viridiplantae, Streptophyta, Magnoliopsida, Caryophyllales, Amaranthaceae. Gene Ontology annotation, molecular function: pectate lyase activity. Bases 915 to 2237 code for a protein of 440 amino acids.